This is a messenger RNA of Centropristis striata (black sea bass), 6694 nucleotides long. It is a transcript of the gene prkcsh, whose product is annotated as protein kinase C substrate 80K-H. Bases 101 to 1699 code for a protein of 532 amino acids. The record is from RefSeq and is a predicted model, not a curated record. Gene Ontology annotation, cellular component: glucosidase II complex. Gene Ontology annotation, molecular function: calcium ion binding. NCBI's taxonomy places the organism in Eukaryota, Metazoa, Chordata, Actinopteri, Perciformes, Serranidae. The transcript has 18 exons. Gene Ontology annotation, biological process: N-glycan processing; liver development.
UACGCAUGCGCAUUGACAUUCAGGAACUAGUAGACGCUGUAUUGACCGGGCGGUUCCGGUGCAGCUGAUUCUUGCUAAAUAUUGACCGAGCCGCACCACCAUGAUGUCCUCCUGUCAGUGUCUCCUCCUCCUGCUGAGUGCGGCAGUCUCAGCGGUGGAAGUCCAACGCCCUCGGGGUGUCCCUUUGUCAAAACGGCAAUUCUAUGAAGAGGACAAACCUUUCACUUGCCUGGAUGGCUCGCGCACUAUUCCCUUUGACAGAGUGAAUGAUGACUACUGUGACUGCCAGGACGGCUCUGAUGAGCCAGGCACUGCUGCUUGUCCCAACGGCAGCUUCCACUGCACCAAUGCAGGUUUCCGACCAAGCUUCAUCCCUUCUUCCCGCAUCAAUGACGGAAUCUGUGACUGCUGUGACACAACAGAUGAAUACAACAGUGGUGCUACCUGUCAGAACACCUGCAGGGAGAUGGGGCGCAAAGAGAGGGAGAGCCUACAGAAGAUGGCAGAGAUUGCAAAGGAGGGCUUUCUGCUUAAACAGCAACUUAUCCAGGAGGCCAAAAGGGGCAUCGAGGAUAAGAAGACCAAACUUGCAGAUGUUCAGGUCACUAAGACCGACUUGGAAAAGAAAGUGGAGGAUCUAAGAACUGUUAAGGAGACUGCAGAGCAGCCUGAGAAAGAAGCCAAAGAGCGCCAUCUGAAGGCCUGGGAAGACCAGAAGGCAAUUAUUCAAAUGGAGAAGGACAAGGCUAGAAUGGCUGAGGUGUUUCUUGAACUGGAUGAGGAUGCAGAUAACUUUGUCUCAGUGGCUGAGCUUCUGUCCCACUCUGAGCUUGACCCAGAUUCAGACGGUUCAUUCACAGAAGCAGAGGCACAGGGUCUGCUUGGAGGAGUGGACCAAGUUAAUACUGUUGCAUUUGAGUCUGUUUGGAAUAGCAUUAAAGAAAAAUACAUAUCAGAGGCCACUGCAGACACUCCAGCACCUGUGGAGACUCCACCAGAGGACAUUAGGGAGCCAGUCCCUGACAAUGACUCUGAGCAGUACCCUGAAGAUGACAUCCCAGAUGAUGAAGAGGAAGAUGAUGAAGAGGAUGAAGACGAUGACCCAGAUGAUGCUGACUAUAAGAUCCCUCCUACGACACAGACCCAAGAAAAGAAAAAUGACGAGGACGAGGGGACUAUGCCACCCUACGACCAAGAAACACAGAACCUCAUUGAUGCUGCUCAGUUAGCCAGAGAUGCAUUUGAUGAAUCGGAGAGAGCUCUCCGGGAAGUUGAUGAUCAGAUCAAGAACCUUGAGAAGGAAAUCUCCUUUGACUUUGGACCCAGUGCUGAGUUUGCUUACCUCUAUAGCAAGUGUUAUGAGUUGACGACUAGCGAGUACAUCUACAGGCUCUGUCCGUUCAACAGAGUAUCCCAGAAACCCAAGUAUGGUGGAUCAGAAACUAACCUGGGAACAUGGGGACAAUGGGCAGGUCCUGAGGAUAACAUCUACGCUGUGAUGAAGUAUGAGCAUGGAACAGGGUGCUGGCAAGGCCCGAACAGAUCCACCACAAUCAAGUUAACGUGUGGAAAGGAGACAGUUGUGACAUCUACCUCAGAGCCCAGUCGCUGCGAGUACCUGAUGGAGUUUAUUACCCCUGCUGUCUGCCACGAGCCUCCAAGCUUGGAUUCAGGGCUUCAUGGGCACGAAGAGCUCUAGAUCCAAUUGAUUUGUUGUUCUUGAGGGACCACAGUCACUGCAGCAACAGGAAGUUGCCAUGCUGUGAGCGGCACCACCUUGGCGUCGAUAAAUAAUGAGAAUAAGUGAUGGAAAUUCCAAUGAGUAGUUAUCUCAUCUACACAUCAAACUUUCACUGCUACCUAUUGUAUUGUUUCUGAUUUGUGUCAAAUGUAGUCAUUCCAUUCUUAUCAAAUAAAGUACAUUUUAACAUAUUCCAAACUUGUGUCUGUUUUGAACAUUUUAUAAAACUCCCAAUUUCUUAUACAGGGUCCUUAAAAAGUCUUGAAUGUUUAUGUUUUUAAGCUUAGGAAUAUGCUUGAACUUGAACAUCCUCCUUAGAAUAAAAGCCUGCAUUUGUGUUCCAUCUACAAAAUCACUCAUGUAAGCCAAAAAUAUUUUAGUAUUUCAAAUUUUAAAAUCCUUUUAAUGCUUAAUUUGUUUGUCUCACCCCAGGUAAGCUAUGACCAUUAUGAUCAAAACAUACAAUAAAAGUCAGACCUACUGGUGUCUUCAUGUCUACAUGAAUUCAAACAUUUUUUUUGCAUUUGCAUUCGUAAGUAAUAAUUUAAAAGUGAUGAUAAAGGCUUUGAGAGUCUGAAAAUAUUUGGAUUUAAGUGCUUGAGUUUUAUUCCUAAAAACGGGGAUGAACACUUCUUAAAUCUAGGCUCUCAAUCAAUGCUGAUGGUUUCCAAAUUAACAAAUGCAUGCAAUUUUUACACAGCCAAAAAUUCUCUGCAUAGCUUUCAGCGCAUAUCCACGGUUCAGAGUGUCAUUUAGAACUCGUCAUACGGAUGCUUGGUUGGGACGUCACUUUUUAAUGCAUUUGGUACUCUGAUGCACUAAUUGUAUGCACGGCUUGUUCGACCACGACACCAAAAAACGGAGGCUCGGAUUACAUGAAAAACUUAAGGAAGCGUUGCUUCAUUCUCUGAUCAGGAUACAAUUACUAUACUUCUUUACAUAGCAAAUAGUUGAUAUAUUCAUGUUCUGAAUGCCAUGUUAACAUCUUUUUAAUUGACUAAAUUCUUCUAAAACAGCCUUAAAAAAAAGUAUAAAUCAGGAAGGAUUGUGUAGAAAACUUAAAAAUACAAUAUUUAAAGCAUUGAUAUAUUCAGUUCUUCACACUCUCAAACCAUUAAACAUAGUGCUUAGUCUGCAUUAGCUUAACAUAUAUGUCAAAUAUAUAUAAAAUAUAUACCUACUUAUAGCAAGACUGAUUAUUCUAAGGAAACAUCUUGGUACUGACAGAAACGUUUGGGUCAUAACAUUCAAUAAUAUUGUUUUGACAGUCAAUAAAAAUUGGGUCACUCAAUAUUUGUAACUUUUAUUUUAUUUUUUUUCUGGCAUGUAAAGUACAAAUAAUUAAACAAUUCCAUGAAAAAGUCUUCAAGCGUCUUCAGCUGAAAUCCCAGUAAUAAAUAUCCUAGACUAAACUGAAAGGUUUUUUUUUUCUUUGUUAAAUUUUGACAUUGUUCAUUUGGUCAUGUUUGGAAGUAUGAGAUUUUGUAUUUCUUCCACUGACAUUGGUGUCAGCAGAGCUGUUUUGAUCAUUUUCACCUUUUGAUUUGUUCUACCAUUCCAGGAAAAUGUAAGAAAAACAUCACUAAGUUACUGCGUCCCCUCUUCUAAAUAAAUAGACACAAAAUACAGUUGGUUGAGAAACAGAAGGACCACUCACCCCUUAACUACCCUAGAGACUCCCAAGAAAACCUUCCUGCAGCUUUUCUGAGCUCUUUAAUAUUUUGCCGGAACUCUUGGCUGGGUUUCCAAAUGCAUCUCGGCGCUAAAGAACAUCUUGGUUUCAGUAGCACAAUUUGAUAUAGAAAUUGAUACAGAUGAUCUCAACGUUACAAUGCUUUUACAGAAACAGAACCCUUGAUAUCUUUUUUUGUAAGUCAACCCAUCAGCGUAAACAGGAAAGCAUCUUGUGAGCACAUCAAACCAAGGACAUCCCCUCUGUUCCUGGCUAAUUGCUGGACCCUCAAAUGGGCCAAAGCCUCUCUACAGGGGCUGCCCCGUGCCUCAGGGGUUCACAGAGUGGUUGAAAAAACAAGACUGUGAUUAGAUUAAAUAAUUAAAAGAUUUUCAUUUAACAAGACAAACAGAACACAGGCAGUAAAGGCAUAACAUCUAGCACACAGCAUGUAUGUUUAUACACUUCAAUUAGUUAAAUAUAGCAGUGCAUUCUUUGACUAUGGAGAACGUUUCCAAAUCGUACUUCUAAAGCUGUUUUUCUAUUUGUCCCCCUUUUAAGAAACGAAAUGGUGUAACCACAAUUUUGGCAAACUUAAAAUCUUUUAAACUUGCAAAUAUAAUGAAAUAAACCAUAAAUAUACACAAAACAUACUUUAUACGAGGCAAUAAUAAUAAUCAUAAUAAAUAGUUUUUAAGUUAACAAUAAGUUAAAACUACAAGCUUAAAGUCGCCCAAAUAAUACAAGUUUGUUGGCGCUAUUUUGAAUUUUUUCUGUUUAAAUUAUUUUAUGUUGCAACAAAAGCUACCACAGACUUUUACAAACACAAUUGAACACAGUUUGAUUGAAAUAAAAAAUCUAACUAAGUCUAAAAUCUGCAUACACUGUAAAAACUGCAACUAAUUAAAUAAUGGAAGAAAAAUAAUAAACUGUACCCAAUCAAUGCAACCAAACAUAAUCUUUGACCCAUGUGUGUUCUCUAUGGCAACAUCAACAACACAAAUACGCUAAUUUAACAAGUGAGUCUUGAUAUGUAAAUGAAAUCAAUAAAUUACAGGAAAAAAAUGAUAUUUGAAAUUGACAUGGGCUAAAACUGAUGAUAUAUUAGACAGUAUUCCUUUCAAGGUCAUUGAGAAUUGCUCUAUUAAGUCAGCCAAAUAUGCAGUUUGUUUGAGCUUGCAUGGACAGAGCACAAAUUAGGGGCUGAGGAAGUGAUUAUGGAAAUCUACAGAUCAGACCUCUCGUUGCUUGUUUGAUUUUCUUAAUGAGUCUGCUCAUUUGAAUCGUUUUUGUCUGAACUUUUUCUCCUUUCACUAUUCCGCAAACCUUUUCAGUGUGACGUUUAAUUUAUUUUUUAAAAAAUAUAUAUCAUUUGUUCUCAGUCAAUAUAAAAACAAAGCACAUUGCACUUACUGUUCCAUAGGAAAGUUUUUUUGUCUUUUUAAAUGAUUUGUUGUUGCUCAAGCAGUGUAGUACUGUUUCCUGCCAUGGUCCUUGGCUCUCUACUGUACAUCAGGUGUAGGUCUUUGUAUAGACUGUGUAUGAAAGGUCAUUUCAGGCUGUGGGUUUGGUUUGUGGGUUGACUGUACUACAUCGGACAUGGCUGGGCAAACAACUCCAGCUGCAGUUCAACGUUGCCUGUUAUCUUGGUUGUUCGUAACGUCUAUCACUGGUCUCACCAAGUGCUCAGUCCUACGGUGCUAUCUCUUGCAAUUUGCUCGACCCCAAUAGUUAAUUAGUCCUUUUUUUGUGGUCAGCUCUGGAAACGCCAGCAACAAUCAUUCGGAGUAUUUCGGGGGAUGAAACAGUAUGAGUCAAAUCCAAAGAUGCCAGAGUAAGUGGUGCAAUGUUAACGUUUUAGAAGGAUUAAAUUGGUCACAAGACAAAGCCGAUAUAAAUGUUGGGGGAAAUGCAUAUGGUUGCAUCCAAUUUUUUCCUUUGUCAAGAGGUGAACUGAUUCAUUGUCAUUUAUUUUUGAUAUGCCUUUUUUAUCAUUCGGUGUGUGUGCAUGAAAUUUGUGCAAAUGGGAUUGCUUGUAACUGUUUCAUUUUAGCAUUUGGUUUAGUUGUUAUAGGAUUUACAAAUGCAAACUGAUAUGCGCAACUUAGGUAUUUAAAAGUAAUGAUAACUGAAAUUGUAGAGGGUCCUUAUUCAAUAAAUAACAUAGAUUUGUACAGCAAUUACUCAGGGAAUAAUAUAGUUAGUCUUAAUUUAUCCUUCUUGGUACUGACUUGCAAAGCAUUUCUUUGGCAAAAAUCAAAUCUAUCUAAUCAUAAAGAAUCAUGCUUAGUGUUCAUUAUGAAUCUGCAUCACUGUUUGAAUCUGCGUUUUACCUUUUUAUUUGCAAGCAGCUAUUCAGUUUUUCAGCUGGGCAAUGAGCUGGUCUCACUGCAGCUUUGUCUGGGAUUCUCAAGUCAAAGAACUUCACUUCACUGCACCAUCAUUGAAGCAACACUGUACACAACUUCAGGACAAGAGAUGAGAGUGUCUAAGCACUCAAAAGAAUAGAUGUGUCUGUCAGGUUAGACCCUGAACUGUUGAAUUUCUUUCUCUCUUUCUUUUUUUUUUUGUACAUCAAAUUUGUUUUUGUUAGUUUGUUUCAAUUGUUGUGAUAUGGUCAAACGGUUAAGUUUGUACGAGAUAUAAUGUUCCUUCGCCCCCUCCCUAAAUCCCCACCCAUACACCGCAUGCUUAUUCCCCCUUGCUCUGCAAAGAUCAGAGGGUUUAAAAUAAAGCCAUGCGAUGUCCCAAUUUUUCCAAGCUUAAGAAUCUGUAAAAAUUCAGCACAAGGUCUUGUUCCUUUGUAUGUAUAAAAAUAGAUUUAUCUCUAAUGUAAUCCUUUCAAAGAGAUCGUCCUCUUUGGCUAACACAGCGUCAUUUAGAAAAGCAAAAGCAAAAAUGUCUUGAAUAUAUUGACCUUAUUUAAUCUAUUAUCAUGUGCAGAUGUCUUGAUAUUAAAAGACAUUAGCUCUCCCCAUGGUAAAUUGUUAGUCUGGUCUGUAACAGACAUUUCAACUAGACAGGUUGGCCUUAAUGUUUCAUCAAGGAUGCCAUAAAUAAUUUUCAUGCAAUUGGGUUGGGGAUAUUUUGAGAAAUGCUAUUUUUGUGGUAGUGCCAAACAGAUCAGAAGCAAAUAAAUAAAUCCCUUUCUGUUGUAAACAGAAGUAUAAUUAUGACACUUAUUUGCAGGCUUGAUGUUGUACAGUCAUCUUUUUAGAGGGCAGGAGUUCAAAGUUUCUGGGAAGCUUUUAAGAGAAUUGAGGGGUUUUAAAUAAAACUGA